Nestor notabilis (Kea) is the source of this 1034-nucleotide messenger RNA. Its product is annotated as neurobeachin-like. Gene Ontology annotation, molecular function: protein kinase binding. Gene Ontology annotation, biological process: intracellular protein localization. The annotation marks the transcript as partial. NCBI's taxonomy places the organism in Eukaryota, Metazoa, Chordata, Aves, Psittaciformes, Psittacidae. Gene Ontology annotation, cellular component: cytosol; membrane. The record is from RefSeq and is a predicted model, not a curated record. The transcript has 5 exons.
UUAAAGACUGAAUUGGAAAAUAUUGAGGUAACACAAGGAAUGUCAGCAGAGACAGCAGUAACUUUCCUCAGCCGUCUGAUGGCAAUGGUUGAUGUACUUGUAUUUGCCAGUUCUCUAAAUUUUAGUGAGAUCGAAGCUGAAAAAAACAUGUCUUCUGGAGGACUAAUGCGACAGUGCCUAAGGCUUGUUUGUUGUGUGGCUGUGAGAAACUGCUUAGAAUGCCGGCAAAGGCAGAGGGAGAGAGUCAACAAGACAUCAUUAGUCGGCAGUAAGACUCAGGACGUCCUUCAGGGUGUAACUGCAGCAGCAGCAACCAAGACUCCCCUUGAAAAUGUCCCUGGCAAUCUUUCUCCUAUAAAAGACCCGGAUAGGCUUCUUCAGGAUGUUGAUAUUAAUCGUCUACGAGCAGUUGUUUUUCGUGAUGUGGAUGAUAGCAAACAGGCUCAGUUCUUAGCUUUGGCUGUAGUCUACUUUAUUUCUGUUCUGAUGGUCUCCAAAUACCGUGAUAUCCUAGAGCCACAACGAGAAACUGCAAGGUCUGGGAGCCAGGCAGGUAGAAAUAUCAGACAAGAAAUAAAUUCACCAACAAGUACAGAGACACCAACUGUAUUUCCAGAAAAUAUCAAAGAUAAAGAAACACCGACACCAGUUGAAGAUAUUCAGUUGGAAAGCUCUAUUCCUCAUACGGACUCUGGGAUUGGAGAUGAACAGAUGCCCAACAUUUUGAAUGGUACAGACUUGGAGACCAGCACAGGCCCUGAUGCAAUGAGCGAGCUGUUGUCUACUUUGUCUUCGGAAGUGAAGAAAUCUCAGGAGAGCUUAACAGAAAGCCCCAGUGAAAUGUUGAAGCCUGCAUCAUCAAUAUCCAGUAUCAGCCAAAGUAAAGGCAUCAAUGUCAAGGAAAUACUGAAAAGUCUUGUGGCAGCCCCUGUUGAAAUUGCAGAAUGUGGUCCGGAUCCAAUCCCUUACCCAGAUCCUGCACUGAAGAGAGAAGCUCAGGCUAUUCUUCCCAUGCAGUUUCACUCAUUUGACAG